Messenger RNA from Macroventuria anomochaeta, 1464 nucleotides. RefSeq names its product MFS general substrate transporter. Gene Ontology annotation, molecular function: transmembrane transporter activity. Gene Ontology annotation, biological process: transmembrane transport. The record is from RefSeq and is a predicted model, not a curated record. Bases 1 to 1464 code for a protein of 487 amino acids. The transcript has 4 exons. Lineage: Eukaryota; Fungi; Ascomycota; Dothideomycetes; Pleosporales; Didymellaceae. Gene Ontology annotation, cellular component: membrane.
AUGGCAGACUCCAGCUCCGUUGAGAAGGGCGCCUUCGCGCAGGACUCUCCGGUUUCUCAUGCAUCGUCGGCCCUUCAUCCGCCGUUUGACCACGCUGCAGAACGCCAGCUCUUGCGCAAACUCGAUUUCAGGAUCCUGCCAACUCUAUGGAUUCUCUACCUUGUGAACUUCAUUGAUCGUGCGAACAUCGGCAACGCCAAAAUCCAAGGCAUGGAAAAAGAACUUAACCUCAUCGGCCAACGCUUCAACGUCUGCGUCUGGGUCUUCAGCCUCAGCUACCUCGUCGCCGGCAUCCCCCUACAAAUCGCUUUUAAGAAGUACGGACCGAAGAGCCUGUGCGUGAUGAUGCUGGCGUGGGGUAUCUGUGUCAUUGGGUGUGGUCUCGUGAAGCGUUGGGAGCAGCUUGUUGUCUGUCGUCUGCUAGAGGGCAUGGCUGAAGCUGCGUAUAUUUCUGGUGCUGCGUAUUUGAUUGGGGCGUAUUAUACUAAGGCUGAGUAUUUGACGCGGUUUGUGUUCUUUUGUACUGCGGGGAUUCUUGCUGGAGCUAUCAAUGGGUUUCUUUCGUCGUUGAUUGCGAAGAUGGACGGUACUGCUGGGUACGGUGCGUGGAGGUGGAUCUUCAUCAUUGAAGGCUGCAUCACCAUCUUCUCCAGUAUUGCAUGCUGGCCAGUGGUGCCACCAUUCCCCGAGGACAGUAGCUUCCUGUCGCCUGAAGACAAGACUCUCAUGCUGGCUCGUGUCAAAGCUGACGGAGGGCAUGUGGCUGAUGAUGAUAUCAGCUUCAAGAAGGCGCUGCACUAUCUGAAAGAUUGGAAGAUCUGGACUGGCGUUGCCAUGAACCUCGGUGUCACCGAGAACGCGAACUCACUUGCCAAUUUCCAGCCCACGAUCCUGAAGGGUCUUGGGUACACCGCAACACAAGCACAGGUUCACUCUAUCCCUGUGUACGUCGUCGGCGCCAUCUUUUCCGUGGUCUUCGCGUACAUGAGCGAGUACCUGCAGCGCCGUUACUACUUCUACAUCCUCGGCUGGGCUGUUCUCGCAUCUGGUCUUACUGUUGAGAUUGUCCACCCCGAGAACCCGAAGGUGCGCUACAUGGGCAUGUUUUUCAUCGCCUGUGGUUGCUACCUGGCCAUGCCCAUCUCGAUCAUUUGGGUAUCAAUCAACACAGGUAGUGGGUAUAAGCGUGCCGUGGCCAUCGCAGCUAUCAUCAACUUCGGCACUGCAGGUGCGUUCGUCAGCUCAAAUGUGUUCAUGUUUAAGGAAUCACCGAGAUUCCAUACCGGUUUUAGCACCGGUCUGGGCCUCGCAUGCAUGGGAGCUUUGGCUGCUACCAUCACGUGGCUUGGAUGCAAGCAGGAGAACAAGGGGCGGGACCAGAAGAGGGCUGAGCUGCCGGAGGUGUCGGACGAGAGUCUGAAGGAGUUGGGUGAUGAGCAUCCAGACUUCCGCUUCGCGUUAUAG